AUGUUUCGUGGACUGCGUCGACUGGAGUGUUCUAUUAGAGCCAAUCUGCUUCAUGCUGUGUCAUAUGAAAUGAAAGUCCCCUCAAGAAUGGCAUUUCAUGAAGCUCAUCGAAACCCAGCUACUCUUCAUUGUCUCGGAGGAGGGCGUUUAGGCGGCCUGCCUGAGGUACUUUUGCCCACUGGUCUGGCCGACUCUCUAGCACUCAGUCACUCGUCUUCCUUCUCUUCCCAGGUGGACGCCAGCUGCCUGAGGCCCAUUCUCGACGCCCAGGAGUUCCCCAGAGUGGCGCACGGCACAUACUACAAGAACUGGGAGAAGAUCUGCAAAGAGGGCCUCAGUCGGAUGGGCCGGACGCAUAUCCAUUUCGCGCCCGGCGAAGUCGGCGAGGAGGGUGUUAUCAGCGGGAUGCGUGGCAGCGCCGAGAUAAUCAUCUACAUAGACUUGAAAAAAGCCUUAGCAGGUACGUCAAACUGGCUCUGCAUGUUAUGUGGUCGCUGUGGCACAGGAUUGUCGUAG
Messenger RNA from Protopolystoma xenopodis, 516 nucleotides. NCBI's taxonomy places the organism in Eukaryota, Metazoa, Platyhelminthes, Monogenea, Polystomatidea, Polystomatidae. The record is from the annotation of a GenBank genome assembly.